CCCAUUAGCGACGGAGAUUGUAUACGUGUUGCAGUAGCCAUUGGCGGCUCGGAACUGUCCAGUCCCUCCCACCACUGAUAGCUCUCGCCCAGGAAUAUAAUACCUACAGUGAUCAUCCCAGGAAUUUCAGGAUCUCGAGCGUUCCAAUCCAAGGAAGAAAAUGAUUAGCAGGAACGUGCUAAGGCUGCUUCCUGUGUAUUGUCCCGACGUGAAAGCUACGACAAUGAUGUAUCCAGGGCGUGGGCGGCGUUGAUAUAGACGCCCUGGGCCUCCGUCGGCCGUGGCCACGCCGCCAAUUGUGCCAUUGGACGCCCUGGGAUCGAAGAAUGGGGGGCCCGCGGCGUGGAUCGCCGUGGGCUUACUUGUGUUGUAAUCUUCGUGGAUGUAGAACUGGAAAUCGAUGGAUUCGGCAGCGGCCCAGAUGGGCGCGAGGAAGCCCAGCGGUAGCAGUAGCAUUUCUCCUCUGUUUUGGAAAGAAGGUUCUCUGUUUUUAGGGUUCUUGGAAUUAGGGCUCUUGAGAUUUUAGGGCUCUUUGAUUCAAACGAAUUGAUUGCGCGCUCUUUCGUUUUGGUCGGUUACCAGAAACAGCUGCGGCCGGAUCCCAUCGCUCAGCCGCAUGACGACGCAGCGAGCGAAUCUCGACAAAACGCCCAAGAGUUAUAUGGGAACUGUGGGAUCACUAACAGAGGAAAAUGUCGAAGCUCCCGGCCGCGCUCUUGGUUGGAUUCUUCACUAUGUUGGGCACAUCGUCGGCAUUCGAUUUCUUUUACCUCGUCUUGGAGUGGCCUGGAUCAUACUGUGAUGCCGCGACCAGCUGCUGCUACCCACAAUCCGGGAAGCCAGCCUCCGAUUUCUCGAUCCAUGGGCUCUGGCCAAACAAUCUCGAUGGAAGCUACCCCGAGAACUGCGAUCCCUCGAGACCAUUCAAUGCCUCUCAAAUUGGAGGUCUUCGCGGCGACAUGGACGCGCUGUGGAGCUCGCUAUCCUGCCCGAGUAGCAACAGCGAGAAAUUCUGGGCGCACGAGUGGGAGAAGCACGGGACGUGCUCGGAGAAGAUCCUGCGCAGCCAGCGCGAUUACUUCGCCGCUGCGCUGCGCCUGAGGAAGAGCGUGGAUCUUCUGGGAGCGCUGGAGCAAGCAGGAAUCUCGCCCGACGGAAAAUCCUAUCCCCUUGCCCUGAUCAAGAACGCGCUCCAGGACGGAGGAUAUGCCCCUGGAAUCACCUGCAAUGCCGACGACGACGAUUCCGGGAGCUCCCAGCUCUACCAGAUCUAUCUGUGCGUGAGCAAAGAGAAUCUAGAGAUCACGCCCUGUCCUGUGCUCCCUCGCAGCUCUUGCCACUCGAGAGUGGAAUUCCCAGUGUUUUGA
Messenger RNA from Selaginella moellendorffii, 1367 nucleotides. Its product is annotated as ribonuclease 1. Gene Ontology annotation, biological process: RNA catabolic process. The transcript is spliced from 3 exons. Gene Ontology annotation, cellular component: extracellular region. The record is from RefSeq and is a predicted model, not a curated record. Bases 693 to 1367 code for a protein of 224 amino acids. Lineage: Eukaryota; Viridiplantae; Streptophyta; Lycopodiopsida; Selaginellales; Selaginellaceae. Gene Ontology annotation, molecular function: RNA binding; ribonuclease T2 activity.